UUUCUAUAGUAUUGUUUCAAAAUGGCGGCCAAUAUUUUUAAAAUUUUAAAAAUUUUACGAUAAAUGUAAAUAUUCGCAAAAGAAAUAUACUGACAGCAGGUUCAUCAUCACACGUUGAUUCCCACCAGAGCAAGAAAGAUGCCUAUAGCAAAGAUUCCCAUUGUUCAUAAGUUUGGGAUCAUCUCCCAUAGUCAGCGAUUAGAGCUACAGGAGAGACUACUCAAGCAAUCUUAUGCACAGAGUGCAACGGAGAGGAAGUUUUCAACUACCAGAAAUCCCCUAGAAGUUACAGAGGGAUUUGUACACCAGUUUAACAAUGCAAAGAGUUUAUCUGAGAAAGAGAGAUUGGAAGAACUUGCCACUAAGAUGCUUAUGAGAAUAAAGAGAAGAGCUGGACUGCGGGAAGGGGGCAGUGGGAAGAAUGUUAAUUUGCCCUUAGCAUGGACUGAACUAUCUCAACUGGCACAAUGCAAGGGAAAGAUGCAAGAAGAUUGCCUAGAUGUGUUGAUAACAUCUCUAGACCAAGCACCAUUGAGCAAACAGCAGGUGCCAGCGUUGUUCUUCCUUGCAGAGACAACCCUAUACUGGCUCAGAACUGAUGCAAUCAACCAGCCAUACCUUAGAACUGCAGAGAUUAAACUCUUAAAGAUGGGGCAGCUUGUAUUUGGGCGUCUAUUCUACCAUCAUAUGGCAGGCCAGCUACAAGGACAUAAUGAGUUCAAGAACAGACUCUUCACAUAUUUAGAUGGUUUCGGUGAGAGUCAAGAUGUGUACAGUCCAUACCCAAAUGCGCUUCUUUACGUGAGAUUUAUCAACGAAGUAGGGAAAAUCAUAAUUGGGGAUGCCAACCUUGAUGCAGGGGAGUUGAAAGAGGGUGACAAGAUACCAUCAGUCCAGAAUGCAGGGAGUCUUAAGUCGACCAACCUUUCAGUAACUGUGGACACAGCACCAGAGUCUGUAUCUACCAGAGAGACUAAUGAUGAAGAGCUAUUCCCCGACACUUCAGAACAUAAUGCAAAAGCGCGGUCAUCAAGCGCGAGGAGUGGAGCUAUAAGCAGUAGUGUACAUGACCUCAGCCCAACUCUGUGGCAUGCUCUGGAUGUAUGGAGGUGCACAAGUCAUCUAGGAGGGGGACUGGAAGAUGCUCUCAAAUCUCUAGCCCAUUGUGGACUAGGUCUGGCUGGAGAAAGCUGGGUUGAUGGAGUGAUUGGACUGAACAUAAUAGCCGAGGCAGCUAAAGUGAACAUAGCUGCUUUAAAGGUCAUGCAGAACCUUGCUGGCUGUAAGGCUGCUCCAACAUCUGUACACACUCCCAGAACAUCAGAAGAUCCAGGUCCUCCGCAGACAACAAAGACCCAAAGAUCUCAUGGUAUGCUUAGUGACAUAUAUGAGAAAAGUGAGCCCACUUCAACUCCUGGAAAACCAACUACAGCCCAACAAAAUCUGAGCCCAAUUGACCCUGCACAAGAUAUGCCACCAGGCCUAAGGUAUGACCAAGUUGGCUCCAGGAAUCAGCUUAGUGAUUCACCACAAAAGGUCACCAGAGAAUCUCAACGAAAGACCUCUACAAGGCAAACCAUGGCCACAGGGGUAGGAACCCCCUUUACCGACCCUGCCCCAGCUACUGCCUGGUGGGCAGAGGCGGGUUCUGAUUUAGAGGGAGCGGGGAGAAGAUCUCAGGCUAGCUCAGCAUUCACAUAUGGCAAUGCUCCUAUCCCAGAGCUUCAGGGUUUACAUGGCUGGAACUGGGAGGUAGCCAUUACCUACACCGAAUUGCUAUCAGAGAUAUGUCUCUAUGGUAGCACGUCAAUUCUUCAAAAGACUGCCCUAGUGGGUACAAAUAAGGAUGUAGAGGGGCUGCACAAAAAAGGAACAGCCGCGUAUCCGAUGAAAAGCACUGGACUCUUGGAUCUGUUGUACUUCGUCCCUGCCCAAACAAUACAUACUGGAGAUGUACAAGACUGGAGUUGGAGGGUGCGCUACACAGCUAUCCAGGGUCUAGUGAAGAUAUGUCGAUGCCUAGCAGGUGAUGCUAACAGAGAGGGACUCAAGACAGUGGCCUGGAAUGCUCUCCUCAAGGCUCACUCCCUCGAGAAAGAUCUUAGGGUGCUGGAGGCCCUGAAGGUUGGACAGGUUGAGGCCAGUAUAGAGAAGCUACUAAGUCAGUCUUUGAUCUCUCAUCCCAGUACAAUAAGUUGCAAGAUUGCUGCAGAACUGAGUAAGGUGUACCUCCCACCGCUGCCACCACUUGUAACAAGCCCCCCUAAGAAAUCCCCCAGACCAAAAGCCCCUAUAGUGUCUCCAAAAGGACCAGAUACCUCAAGGCAACCUAAGAGAACAACAUUGAAGCAGGAGAUAAUGUUGGCCACCGCCCUUGAGGAGCCCCAACCAACAUUCAACCAGCGCACAAGCUUCGACCUCAAACGAAUUGUUGAAGAUCAGUGGCGUAAAGAACUCCAGAAUCAACUUGAAGAAGAAGAGAAGCAGCGCCAAAAAGAACUCGAGGAAAAACAAAAACAAGAUGAGGAGGAGCAACGACUAAAGGAAGAGCAUAAAAAAGAGAAACUUAGUCGAAAUAGACCAUUAAUACCUAAAAAUACUACUAACAAACCACAAGACAAUGUACUCAAGAAGAAUGGUUUGGACACUCAAAAGAUUGAAGAGUAUUUAAGUAAUAAAAACAGUGAAGUUGAAAAAAGUCCUGAUCCCGCAAGUAUUGCGUAUACAUCUGAAAACUCUGAUGCGACAAAUAGCUUCCAUAGUUCACAAAUGAGCCUAGGAGAAUGGAUGGCUAAUAAAGUUGAAGAUGAGGAACUCUAGUGAUUACUGAAUACCAUCCUUUUGAGAUUGUGUCACAAAUGUAAAUUAGAAUAGAAGAGGCCCUAUAAUCGACCCCUGGAGUACAACCAUAUUAUCAAGAUAAUGCUAGAAAAUUAAAUAAAACAAUAAAAAUUUGAAGCAAAAAUUCUUUUAUUAAUAUAGGGAUUUGAAGCAAAAUUUGGAGGAAUUGCUGAGCUUUAUUGUCUUUAAAAGAGAAAACAUUAUCAUCCUAACAAUAACUAAAUAAAUAAACUAGUCAUUGAACAGUUCCAGACAAAUCAUGUUGAAUAAUAUGUGGAAGUUCUCACUACAUAUUCCAUUUAGUUAUAGUAUUUGAGUUCCUGUGAUGCAAAAAUUGACCAUGAAACAGUACUAAAUUUGAAAUAAACUGGCUAGCCUAUUAUACCCA
Molecule: messenger RNA, 3229 nt
Organism: Owenia fusiformis
Lineage: Eukaryota; Metazoa; Annelida; Polychaeta; Sabellida; Oweniidae
Source: the annotation of a GenBank genome assembly